AUGCAGUGGGCUCUGCGGCCAGAACCCAGGGCUGUCAUUACGCGUCCAGCCGGGUCCCUCGAUCGUCCUCCGGUGCUAUGGCCGCCCCGCCGCAGCUGCGGGCUCUUCUCCAGACUGUCAACACGCUGCUGCGCAAGCGCCGCUACCACGCUGUGUUGGCCAUACUUAAGGGCUUCCGGAACGGGGCUGUCUAUGGAGUCAAAAUCCGGGCGCCUCAUGCACUGGUCAUGACCUUUCUCUUCAGGAGUGGCAGUCUCCAAGAGAAACUGCAGGCCAUCCUGAAAGCCACAUACACCCACUCUUGGAACCUGGCCUGGUUUGUGUUCACCUAUAAGAGUCUCUGUGCCCUACAGUCCCAUGUGCAAGGCGAUACCCACCAGAUGCACCCUUUCCUGGCAGCCUUCAUCGGAGGCCUCCUGGUGUUUGGAAAGAACAAUAACAUCAAUAGCCAGAUCAACAUGUACCUGACGUCACGCGUCCUGUUUGCCUUGUGCCGCCUGGGUGUGGAGAAGGGCUACCUCCCUAAGCUCAAGUGGGACCCGUUCCCCUUGCACACGGCAGUGAUUUGGGGGCUUGUGCUGUGGCUCUUCGAGUAUCACCGGCCCACUCUGCAGCCCUCACUCCAGUCCUCCAUGACCUACCUCUACGAGGACAGCAACAUGUGGCAUGACAUCUCAGACUUCCUCAUCUUCAACAAGAGCCGCCCCUCCAAGUAACACAGCCCACGGUGCUUAAGGAACGCCUCUGCCCAGACAGCUUCCGGCAGUGUCCAACUGCUGCCCAGAGUAUGGUUCUGUCAGCACACUGUCGUGGAGGAUCCUGCCUUCUCAAAGUCAUGGACCUCACACUCCAACUUGUUUUAUCCCAGCCAGGGUUCCAUUUGCUGAAGGAAAAGCCCUGAGUGUGCACCUGCCAGGUACUUUUGAAUAGUCUUUGUAGCAAGUGGUGCAUUAAGGAGUCUGGGGCUUGACUUCCGCUGCUUCUCUGACUGGGUCUCAGGGCAUUCAGUUCAGGGGAGGCCCCUUAGAGAAGAGUUUCUUUCUGGUGGGUAUGAUAGCCUUCCCCUGUGCUGUGUAUCAGAGGGCUCUUUGCUAGUGGGCAACAGGUUACAAAUACCUUGGGAAAAAAAAAACUACACUAAACCCUUUGUGUAAGGUGUUCUGUUGAGAAGUUCAGGAGCCCCAUUGUCCAAUAGAAACACAACGUUAUGAGUUUUCAAAAGCUGGAGGUAUAGCUUAGAGGGACAGCACUUGCCAAGCUUGUGCGAGACCCUGGAUCUAUCCUCUGCACUGGAAAUAAAACUUCUAGUGCCGGGCGGUGGUGGUGCACGCCUUUAAUCCCAGCACUCGGGAGGCAGAGGCAGGCCGAUCUCUGUGAGUUCGAGGCCAGCCUGGUCUACAGCGCGAGAUCCAGGACAGGCUCCAAAGCUACACAGAGAAACCCUGUCUCCAAAACAAAACAAAACAAAAAAAAACUUCUAGUGAGCACAUUUUUAAAAAGUAUUAAGAAGCCUGCAGCAGUAGGUUGUGAGUUCCAGGCCAGCCUGGGAUACAUAAGAGAACUCUAUCUCAAAACAAUGAAGGACCAGGGAGAUGGCUUGAUGAGUAAAGACGCCUGCUGCCUGGUGACCUGCGUUUAACGCCUGUGUUCUACAUGGUGACAUGUGGGAGGAGAGAAUCAGCACGUUGUCCUCUAACUGCCACAUGUGUGCCUUGGCAUGUAUGUGUGCUUGCACACACACACACACACACACACACACACACACACACACACACACACAAACACGCACAUAUACAAUAAAUAAAAUGUAAUAAAUUUUUUUUAAAGAACAUGUAACGUGUAAGAUAAAUCUUAACAAUACAUUUUGCCUGCAUGUAUGUCUGUGCACCGUGUGUGUGCCUGGUACCAGCAGAAGUCAGAAGAGGGUGCUAGAUCCCUUGGAACUGAAGGAAUGGAUGUUGUGAGCCACCAUGUGGAUGCUGGAAUUGAACCCUGGUCCUCUGCAAGAACACUAAGUGCUUUGUUUAUUUGUCUGUUUUUCAAGACAAGGUUUCUCUGGGUAGCCCAUGCUGUCCUAGAACUCACUCUGUAGACCAGGCUGGCCUCAAACUCAGAGAUCCACCUGCUUCUGCCUCCUGAGUGCUGGGACUAAAGGCAUGUGCCACUAAGUGCUCUUAACCACUAAGCCUCUCCCCAGCCUCUGAUUGUAAUCAUAAAUUUUAACUUAAUAUUUCCAAAACCUUUUCAUUGCAACAUAUAUUAAUAUAAAGGAUUGAUGACAGUU
This is a messenger RNA of Peromyscus californicus insignis, 2284 nucleotides long. RefSeq names its product peroxisomal membrane protein 4 (gene Pxmp4). The coding region runs from base 78 to 716 and encodes 212 amino acids. The transcript has 4 exons. Gene Ontology annotation, cellular component: peroxisomal membrane. NCBI's taxonomy places the organism in Eukaryota, Metazoa, Chordata, Mammalia, Rodentia, Cricetidae. The record is from RefSeq and is a predicted model, not a curated record.